CAAAAAAAGUGCAUUCAUUGGGUGCGAUGGAAGAAUUCGCUGCCUUCAUAUACAUCCAGAAAAAAAAAGGUUUUUUACUUGCACCGUCAAGUGUUGCGUUUCCAUGACGUUGUGGCAGAACAAGGACAGACAAGCUAUUUAGCCAAGCGCGGGCGCGCGCGCAUGCCUGCGCAUACCUGCUGGGUCCCAAUGUUGAAAUGCCUGCCAUUUGCUGUCACUAUAGUACUGUUAAUGACAAUAAAGAAUUUUUGUGCUAAGUCAUCUUUAGUCGUCAAGUGUAGCAAGCUAGCUCACUUGACGUCCUCUCGACUGCCUCCUAACAUUUGGGUUUCGUGUCGUCAUGUCCUUGAGUUUCAUCUUCCCACGCGAGGAGGAGGAGGAGCAAGCACGCCAAUGCGUCUGCGCCCAUUUGCAUGCGACUUGUCAACAACAUUCCUACUUUCUUCUCCAUCUUUUUGCUAAAGGUUUGGCCGCAGCACUAUUUGGAAGCCGUCUGGCACGCUAGCUACAGCGUGUCAUAACUGUAUUCUAAUAACUACGUAUUGCAAUCGUGUCGUUCCGACGGAGCCCCGCCCGCCCCGCUCCGAGUACUCGGGUUUACUUUCGUUUUCCUGCAAGUCAGCUGAUCGCUUUGGUGAGUUUCGCCGAGCCGGCUGGGUCCUUGACAUUCGGCUCUCUGAACACAAGUUAGUUGAAGUCAAGUUCCUUUUAGCCACCUGUUCCAGACGUUCCGGGAUGGCAGAUGUGAUUCUUCACGGGUACCAGGAGGAGGUGGUCCAAAGGGCUCUGCAGGGGGAGAACAUCAUCGUGUGGCUGCCAACGGGAGCGGGCAAGACGCGAGCCGCCGUCUACGUGGCCCACAAGCACUUGGAAAGGACGCCUGGGGCCAAGGUGGUGGUCCUGGUCAAUACGGUGCACCUGGUUGAGCAGCACUAUAGCAAGGAGUUCCACCCAUUCUUGGGGCGCGCCUACAAAGUGACAGCAGUGAGCAGCGACAGCCACCAAAAGGAUUUCCUGGGCGCCGUGCUGCGUGACCGCGACCUUCUCGUGUGCACAGCGCAGAUCCUCCUGAAUGCCCUGGACAGCGAUGAGGAAGACAAACACGUGGAGCUCUCGGACAUCACCCUGCUCGUGGUGGACGAGUGUCACCGCACUGUCAAGAAGACGGUGUAUAACAAGAUCAUGAGGCUCUACCUGGAGAAGAAGAUGAGCGGCGACGGACGGCUGCCGCAGGUCCUCGGCCUCACGGCGUCGCUGGGAUCGGGAGGAGCCAAAAGUCCGGAGACGGCCGUGCAGCAUGUCCUGCAGAUGUGCGCCAACUUGGACUGCGCCAUCGUUUGCGCCAAAAACUGCAUUGACGAGCUCAACGUCAAAAUAGCCAGGCCUCUUCAAACCUUUGAUAUAGUGGACAAAAGACAGGAGGAUCCAUUUGGUGCUCACGUGAAGUGGAUGAUGCAAGCUAUCCACGCUUUCAUGGAGCCUCCCGAGGACGUCACCCUCAGAGAGUUUGGCACGCAGGAGUACGAGAGCGAUGUGGUCGCACUGCAGAAGAGAGGCGUGAAGGAGCGCGACAGGCGACUGCAACAAUGCGCCAUCCAUCUGCGGCAGUACAACGACGCGCUGCUGAUCCACGACACGCUGCUGAUGGAGGACGCGCUGACUUCUCUCCAGGACUUCUACACAGAGACCACAAUCAUGGAUGACAUCGACCGCUUUCUGGUCAAUCUUUUCCAAGAGAACCAAGCCGGGCUGCUGACCAUGGCUCGCGACACGCGUUACACAAAUCCCAAAAUGGAGCAGCUGGAGAGCGUCCUGCUGAGGCACUUUUCUCCCAACGCCGAGUCCAGAGGAAUCAUCUUCAGCAAGACCCGCCGGAGCACGCAGGCACUACACCGAUGGGCGCUCGCCAAAGACAAAGUGCGCUCGGCCGGCAUUAAGCCCGCCACCGUAACCGGCGGCGCCGGCAUGACGCAGCACGAUCGCAACGAAACCAUCCGCAACUUCCGCCUGGGCUCCGUCAACCUCCUGAUCGCCACCAGCGUGGCCGAAGAAGGCCUGGACAUCGCCGAGUGCAACCUGGUGGUGCGCUACGGCCUGCUGACCAACGAGAUCGCCCAGCAGCAGGCGCGCGGUCGCGCCCGCGCCCAAGACAGCCACUACUCGCUGGUGGCCCAGCGCGGCGGGCCCGAGGAGCGACGCGAGCACCUCAACACUUACCUGGAGGGCCUCACCGCCGCCGCCGUCGGCACCAUUCACCAGAUGAGCCCGCCAGAGUUCAGGGCCAAGAUCGCCCAGCUCCAGCAGCUCGCUCGGGUGGCAGAGAUGCGUACGGAGGAGGAGGAGGAGAAGAACGGCGGCGGCUACUCGGCCGCCCAAGUCCAGCUGCUGUGCGCCAACUGCUUGACGGCUGUGGCACGAGGAAGCGACAUCCAGUUGCUGGACAAAACGCAUUACGUCAACGUCAACCCGCAAUUCAGGAGUCGCUACAACCCGGGCCCUCCGGUCUGUCUGGACAAGACGUUUGAGGACUGGGAGCCAGGCUGCAUCAUCACGUGCAACAACGGCAAUUGCAACAAGCGGUGGGGCUACGAGCUUAAGUACCACAAGCUGGCGCUGCUUCCCAACUUGGCCAUCAAGCACUUUGUCCUGGAGACGCCCAGCGACAGGACCACGGUCAAGAAGUGGAAGGACGUCCCGUUCGCCGUGGAGCACUUCACCUUCAGCGAGUACUGCCGUCGCCACGCCGCUCACCUUCUGGACUGACAAACGAGCUAAUGCUAAGCUCAUUUUCACAACAAUAUGUUGCCGUCCCUUUUUCCAAACAAAACCACAUUGAAUGAAAUGUUCAAUUUGAAUGUAUUUUUAAAAUCUGUUGGCGUGAUUAAAUGUAACCGUUUUUUCUUACCUUAAUGAC
Syngnathus acus (greater pipefish) is the source of this 2914-nucleotide messenger RNA. RefSeq names its product DEXH (Asp-Glu-X-His) box polypeptide 58 (gene dhx58). The coding region runs from base 736 to 2763 and encodes 675 amino acids. Gene Ontology annotation, biological process: response to virus; innate immune response; positive regulation of interferon-beta production. NCBI's taxonomy places the organism in Eukaryota, Metazoa, Chordata, Actinopteri, Syngnathiformes, Syngnathidae. Gene Ontology annotation, cellular component: cytoplasm. The transcript is spliced from 11 exons. The record is from RefSeq and is a predicted model, not a curated record. Gene Ontology annotation, molecular function: single-stranded RNA binding; zinc ion binding; ATP binding.